GCCGGAUAGUGACGUACCGCUUGUCCAAAUUUCCGGUAUAUAUGAACGGGGCUUAGUCAUAUAUUCAAUUCGCCGGUGACCUCAACUUCCACGUCGGAAAAACAUCUCGCUCGCGAUGUUCCAAAGCGCACUUCGGACAUCUCUUUCACUCCACAGGAGCACUGUUUCCAGCUGUCUAAGGUCGCAAACAUUCCGUCGAUUUCUAUCUCAGGAGUCUCGCACGAAAAUACAGGCUGCAGUGACUGAAUACCCUGUGGUACUGUUCAUGAAGGGCAACCCAGAGCAGCCUAUGUGCGGUUUUUCACGAGGGGUCGUGAAGAUCCUCAGCGCUUUCGACAUUCCACCUGAAAAGUUCAAGACAUAUAAUGUCCUAGAGGAUCUAGAGCUCAGGACCGGAAUCAAAGAAUUCUCGGAAUGGCCAACCAUUCCACAACUUUAUGUGAAUGGGGAAUUUGUAGGUGGGAGUGACAUUGCUCUAAGCAUGUUUCAAUCGGGAGAGUUGGAAACGCUCCUCGAACAGCAUGGGGUUAUUCCAAAGGCAGUCGGAAAGUUGAGACCGUACCCGCACCAAUACCGUACCCUCCACGAGCACAUACCGACCCGUCAAUUGGGCGGUUUAUGAUCAGAGACACCGCAGUACACCACGGGUACAUUGCCAAGAAGAGUGCAUUAACAACAAUCUAAUAAAUAUUACUACUUUUCCUUAUUGUCCUCCUUAGCUUGGACUUUGGUUAGAGGCUAGAAGAUCACUUCUUCCCCAGGCUCCGAGACAGAGAAAAGCACCAAUUGUUGAUGGUGUGAGUCGGUUGCGAGUAGAGUGAAGUAGCUGUCAACCCUGCGAGAAGACACGUUCAACCGCAGUUGAUGUCGCUGAACGAGAUGAUAAAUACUGAUUGAUUGAAAGAGGAUUCGAGGGUGACAUAUUUGGGACAGAGAGAUAGUCUAUGUACGUAGCCCAAGAACUUGGUCUUUCUAUAAAGGACAGAUGAUCG
Molecule: messenger RNA, 992 nt
Organism: Suillus subalutaceus
Lineage: Eukaryota; Fungi; Basidiomycota; Agaricomycetes; Boletales; Suillaceae
Product: thioredoxin-like protein
Exons: 4
Coding region: 116-622 (168 amino acids)
Source: RefSeq, a predicted model, not a curated record